Molecule: messenger RNA, 3782 nt
Organism: Ochotona curzoniae (black-lipped pika)
Lineage: Eukaryota; Metazoa; Chordata; Mammalia; Lagomorpha; Ochotonidae
Gene: SPICE1
Product: spindle and centriole associated protein 1
Exons: 17
Coding region: 820-3381 (853 amino acids)
Biological process (GO): metaphase chromosome alignment; regulation of centriole replication; mitotic spindle assembly
Cellular component (GO): centriole; centrosome; spindle
Source: RefSeq, a predicted model, not a curated record
AUGGAGGGGAUAGUUUGCCUAUUAAUGCCACAAUGUAGGCCCAUAAAUUCUUUGUUUUAAGCUAACUGGAAAGAAAGGGGUCAGCUAAGAAGUUCUGUAAUUAUUUAGAUAGGUAAAGAGAUUUUAGGACAGGAGUCAUUUAUAUGUGUUGCUUUGUAAAGAUUACUCCCUGUCUGUACAUAUGGUAAAAUGUUAAUUGUGGUCUUCUAUUAAUUUUGUGUGUUUGGUCCAGAGGCCUUAGGAUUGCUGUUUAAAAUAUGCUGAGCUAAUACUCACAACUUUCACAUUGUAAUUUGAUAUCAAUAAAUAUCAGUUUCAUAUGAGAGAGAUGCUAGAAGUGAUAUCCUCAUUUGUUCUGUAAAGUUUAAUCUUUAUUUUAAGGUAAGCAUAAAUGUAGCUGGCAGUGAUUUUAAGUGUUAGAAUACAUAUGAAGAAACCCCAUCUCUUUUACUCUUCCCUUUUCUGUUCUUACUCUCAUUUUUAGCAUCUGGCUGGCAGUUUUUCUAAUUGUGAGAUUGUGUGACUGUUGAUAAAGCUUGUGAGUGCUAUCUUAGUUCUCAGCUUUAGGUCAUAUUUUCUGUAUUCCCAGAGCUCUUCCUUGAACAAGUAUAUUUAAAUGGUUGAUUUGAGACUUUUCUUGUUAUAAUUUUCUGUUGUAAAAUGAGAGAACCAAAUAUUUUGGUAGCUUGUUCCUUUCAUCCUGAUUAACUCCCUGAUGUUUGAAGUUGUUUUCCUUAAGUUGUCUUUUCUUCCUCUUUGGUGGUGCUUACUUACUACAUUUUCUAAUGUUUUAAAAUGGUGACAUUAUUUUAUUCCUAGAUGUCAUUUGUCAGAGUGAACCGUUACAGUCCCCGGGGAGGUGGAAGAAAAGUAUUAAAGCUAAAGAAGAAGAAACCUUCAGUGAAGCAAGAAUGGGAUAAUACUGUGAACGAUCUAACAGUUCAUCGGGCAACGCCUGAAGAUCUGGAACGCCGUCAUGAAAUACAUAAAUCAAAGAAUAGAGCAUUGGCACACUGGGAACUCCAAGAAAAAGCUCUGAAGAGAAAAUGGAGAAAGCAGAAAACAGAAACUUCCAAUCUUGAGAAAAGAAAGUUAUCUAUCAUGAAGGAGAUUCUUUCUGAUCAAUACCAGAUGCAGGAUGUAUUGGAGAAAUCUGAUAAUUUGAUGGCUGUAGCAAAAGAUCUGUUUGCUCCUCGAAGGCGCACAGGGUUUCCUAAUGUAACAAUGGCUCCUGAUUCCUCUCAGGGUCCAAUCGUGGUAAAUCAAGACCCUAUCACUCAGUCCAAUCUUGAUGAAUGUCUCAUAGAACCUCAGGCUCUUAAUGAAGUUGAUGAUGAAGAAGGAACUGUUAUUAGCCAGUCAGAAGAAAGCGAGAAUGAGUUUGAUAACUCCCUAAACUCUCAGUCUAACACGAACACAGAAAGGUUUCUGCACCAACUAAAGGAAGAGAAUUCUGAGUUAAUUAAUAAACUGUGGAAUGAUGUUCAGCAGAAAUUGGCAGCACAGUCCCACAUGGUAACCCCGCCAGGGACUCCGUCAUCUGCUCUGUCAUCAAACCAAAGAGCUGCUCUGAAUGCUACCAAUGCCGUCAAGAGAAUCCAAACCAGGGUUCCAUCCGAAGAAUCUUCUGCGACUCUAGGCUCAGGCUACACUGUGGGACAAGUGCUGAAUUCAAGAAAGCCAAAGCAGCUGUCACAUAAAGUGAAAAGAAAACCAGAUUUGCAUACUCCUUCCAAGCAAAAGAAUGUGUCAGCUAGCACAACCUCUGCAGACUUACCCAGCAGCAGUAAUUCCAGCCUGGAUGUUCUCAAACACAUGAUACAUGAGGUGGAGCAUGAAAUGGAAGAAUACGAGAGGUGGACGGGGCGUGAGGUCAAGGGCCUGCAGAGUGGGCAGGGGCUCACAGGCUUCACCUUGUCGCUGGUGAGCUCUCUCUGUCGUCUGGUUCGAUACCUGAAAGAGAGUGAACUUCAACUUCGUAAAGAAGUAGAGACAAGGCAGCAACUAGAGAAAGUAUUAGGUGAUCAUCGAGAGCUCAUUGAUGCUCUAACAUCUGAAAUUCUUCUUCUUAGAGAAGCAAAUACUACUAUACAGGCCAGACUUCAGCAGUACAUGGUGUCUACUGACGAGCAACUUAUAUCACUCACACAAGCCAUUAAGAGCUGUCCUGUGAUUAAUAACAGCAGACAAGAAAGUCAGGCAGCAGAAGGGAGAGCCACAAGUAGUAUUACGGACAGUCCAGAGGCUCCAGCUGCAGAUGCCAGUGUCUCUGUGCCGCUCACAUUCAGAGGGGAAGAAGUGGCUGCAUUUCCACAGGAAGAGAUGCCUGUGAAGCUCUCUCAGGGGCCAGCCCUUCCAGAGAGUGCAAAUCUGGGCAGCAAUUUCCCAGCACGUGUUUUUGAGCCAGCUGUCUUAUUAACGCCACCCCGCCAGAAGACUAACUCAGAAUUCUCUCCUCUACAGGAUGUGUUGAGGAGGACUGUUCAGACUCGUCCUGCCCCACGAAUUCCUCCAACUGUAGAAAUGAUUGAGAAAGAACAGAACUGGGAAAAGAAGACGUUGCCUGUUGAUGCAGACAUUCACAGUUCAAGUGAAGAGAGUCGUCUCUUUACUCAGAGGUGGAGAGUAUCUCAUAUGGGAGAAGAUUUGGAGAACAAAACUCAAGCUCCAUUCAUUAACCUCUCACAGCAGCUCUGCAGUUCCCAUUCCAACUCUCAGCAGAAGAGAAACCACACGUUCUCUGAUGAGCCCCCAGUACUGGGAGAUGGACAACAACUUAGAACAAAUGAGGCAGUAAUGCAAAGAAAAGACAUAGCAGCCCGAAUUGCUGAAUUGACAUUGCAGAAUUCAGCCAUCAAGGCACAUCUGAAUAAUAUCACUGGACCAGGGGGCGAGCAAGGGGAUGGACUCCGGGGUUUGAACAAACAGGAAAGUGCUGGCGAAAUGACUGCUUCUUUUCCAGCAGCGCAAUCUCUGACACCAAGCAGCAUGGAGGAACGGAUUGCUGAAUUGAAUCGACAGAGUAUAGAGGCUCGUGGAAAACUCCUGCAGUUGAUAGAGCAACAGAAGCUUGUUGGUUUGAGUCUUUCCUCUCCACCAGGAUCACCAGUUCAGUCACCUCUCAGAACAUGGAAUGAAGGAACGAAGAGGACCAUUGAGAUAUCUAUUCCAGGAGCAGAUGGCCCAGAAAGCUCGAAGUGCAGUACUGUCUCCCCUGUCACUGGCACCAAUACUAGGAGAUCUUCAGGAGCUACUAGUAAUGCUUGUUCUCCAUUAAAUGCCACUUCAGGAAGUGGACGAUUCACACCUGUUAAUCCAAGAUCAAAGAUUGAGAAACAAAAUGAAGAAGGCUGGUUUGCUCUUUCCACGCAUGUGUCAUAAGAGUUUUACCAAUGUGUUAUAAUUUUUCUUGACCUUCUACCCUCUCCCUGUUCUUGUGUUUUAAAGCGUUUACAUUCUUUUAGAUAAAACAAAGUACCUGUGAAUUAAUGCUGAUGAAACAGACCCAAAAAUGUGCAAUUAAUUUUUUUUUACCUUUAUAGUAACCAAAUAACAUGUAAUUCCUUGUGAAUAAAAGUUUGACUGUAGGAAGAUGAAAGUUAUAAUAUGCUAAUGAUUUCUUAAGUAUUUUAAAGUUUUUCUGUUGAGUAAUGCAUUUUUAUCUUUAUUCAAAUUCUUUUUGUUUUUUUUGUCUAAUGUAUUUUAAGUGUUGAUCUGCUUCAUUUUUACCCUUGAAGAACUAAGUUGUUUUUGCACACAACUUGAAAGAGUAAGGCUUUCAG